CAUGACCGCGAGAAGAUGACUAUCACCAGUCGGCAGUCCUUGAAUGUCCUGACGGUCAUUUUCCUCUUGCUGUCCACUGCAGCACUCUCAGCUCACUACCGGGUGUGCGAGCCUUACUCCGACCACAAGGGGCGCUACCACUUUGGCUUCCACUGCCCACGGCUGUCGGACAACAAGACGUACAUGUUCUGCUGCCACCACAAUAACACGGCCUUCAAGUACUGCUGCAACGACACAGAGUUCCAGAUCCUUAUGCAGAUUAACCUCACCACGACCGCUGAUGGAUAUUCACACAAUAAUUACACGGCGCUGGUGGGGGUGUGGAUCUACGGCUUCUUUGUCAUGGUGCUGCUGGCUCUGGACUUCCUCUACUACUCGGCCAUCAAUUAUGAGCUGUGCCGGGUCUACCUGGAGAAAUGGGGCCUGGGGGGCCGAUGGCUGAAGAAGGCCCGCAGUCAGUGGCAGCGGUCCAUGGAAGAAGAGAGCCAAGCCCAGGCUCAGCCCACAGUGCCCGGCCUCUACCAGCCCAGACACAGCCUCCGAGGGGAGAGCCACAGCCCCACGCUGCUGCCCUACAACACAUCCAGUGCGUGGUGA
Messenger RNA from Nerophis lumbriciformis (worm pipefish), 597 nucleotides. Lineage: Eukaryota; Metazoa; Chordata; Actinopteri; Syngnathiformes; Syngnathidae. The record is from RefSeq and is a predicted model, not a curated record.